ACCCAAGGGCUAGAUUCUGGGAGACUAGUGGUGAGAGGAGCCUUGUGGAGAUGAGAAGCUUGGUGGAAACAUUCCAACAAACAAUGCCUUCUCUAACUGGAAACUGAAGUGCAGUUGGUCUAGCAAAAUAUUUCUUUAUGAAACACAAAGGGACAAUAGCAGUGGCUAGUCAGGAGUAAUGAAAGCUUCCCCUCACAGUGAGUGAGGGGUUUUCAUGAUCUACAAGGUGAGAAACUACCUGUGAUGUGGACUCUGGAAGAGGCUAGGAUCAAACCACUAAAGAAGUUACACUUGAGCCAGAUUCAAAGCCAGGCCUCCAGUGGUAAAAGGCAUAGUAGGCGUUAUAUGCAACGACCCACUAGCCUUCUAGAACCGUUUUUAUCCUACCAAAAGCUUAUAUAAAGCUUAUACUACUCCACUAGAACAAAUGACAAUUUCCUUGAUCACUAAAUAGGCGUGAACAUCCAUGAAAAUACCUAGUUAUAUUAAAACAAAAAAAUAGAGACUAAAUCUCAUUCCCAUUUACAGAAAGAAGUGUGCGUAGGUACUGUAGCGUGUCUCAUCUGUCAAUGGCGUUCAUGGUGAUAACUCCCCUAGUCUCUUUUGAUUCCCCUCCCUCUUGACAGGGGCUCUGUUCAUCCCCACAGGAUCACAAGCUGAGCACUGAUGCCAGUACUGCGCUGCAAGACAUUUCCACAGAGACACAGUCGCUGUUAUUCAUCCAGCAAGCAGGACUGGAAAGAAUGAGAGCUUCACCACGGUGCAGAGCAGAGAGGAGGGAAGCUACUCAGGCACCUAACUGAAUGAGAGCCAGAUUCUGUUUUACUCCUUUCUAUUUUAUUCCUUGCAAUGCCCUGUAAGGAUAAAGUGGUGUUUUAGGGCAUGCCGACACCAAUGGUUCUGAGUUAAAUUGGAUUCCUAAGUGGGCCGCUCUGCCCUCAGCUCAGAGUAGUGUGCUGACAAGAUGACUGGGCAGAUGAACAUCGAGAGCAAUCACCUUUCCAACCACAGGCUGUCCGUCAAGACUACCACAGAUGAGGAGCUGGAGCGUAUGGACAACACUCUCAGCAGGGCCCAGUCCAUGUGUGAUGACACCUCCUCAGAGCUGCAGAGGGUGGCUUCACUGGACCCCAAUGGGCUGCACUCCCAGAACUCCUUCCAAGGGAGGGGGGCGCUUUCAAGGCUGGUCCGGAUGGUGGUGACGUUGAGGGAGUGGGCUCACAAAAGCCUGCAGGAGGAGGAGCAGAGGCCAGACUCCUUUCUUGAGCGUUUUCGAGGGCCAGAGCUGCGGGCCAUUCCCAGCCGGGUCAGCAACUCCCAACAGGACCAAGAGAACACUGACAGCAAGGGAAAAGACAAAAAAAAGAAGGAAGUGUUUGUGCUGGACCCUGCUGAGAAUCUUUACAACCAAUGGCUCUUAAUAAUCGCCAUUCCAGUACUCUAUAACUGGUGCAUGCUGAUAGUUCGGGCCUGUUUUGAUGAUCUGCAAACUGAAAACUACAUUCUUUGGCUGGUUCUGGAUUAUGUUUCAGAUGUCCUCUACAUUAUUGACACUGUCGUUCGGCUCCGCACAGGUUUCCUCGAGCAGGGGCUGAUGGUAAAGGACCUGGCCAAGCUUAGGGAGAGCUACAUCCACACCCUGCAGUUCAAGCUGGAUGUGAUCUCCAUCUUACCGACAGACCUGGCUUACAUCGCCACAGGCAUCCACACCCCUGCGCUUCGCUUCAACCGUCUUCUGCGCUUUCCCAGGAUGUUUGAGUUCUUCGACCGGACAGAGACACGCACCAACUAUCCCAACAUUUUCCGCAUCUGCAAUCUGGUGCUCUACAUUCUGGUUAUCAUCCACUGGAAUGCCUGCAUCUACUUUGCUAUCUCCAAGGCCUUUGGCAUAGGGUCAGACAGCUGGGUCUUUCCCAACUUUACAAACCCCACUUACGGCAGACUGACUCGAGAGUACAUCUACUGUCUGUACUGGUCUACUAUCACACUCACCACCAUUGGAGACAUGCCACCCCCAGUCAGGGACGAGCAGUAUUUGUUUGUUGUUUUUGAUUUUCUAGUUGGGGUCUUGAUCUUUGCCACUAUUGUGGGAAAUGUCGGAUCCAUGAUCUCUAACAUGAACGCCACAAGAGCGGAAUUCCAGGCCAAGAUCGACUCUAUCAAACACUACAUGCAGUUCCGCAAAGUGAGCAGAGAGAUGGAGGCCAGGGUCAUCAAGUGGUUCGACUACCUCUGGACCAACAAAAAGACUGUGGAUGAAAGGGAGGUCCUCAAAAACCUGCCAGACAAGCUCAGGGCUGAAAUAGCCAUCAACGUCCACCUGGACACCUUAAAAAAGGUUCGUAUCUUCCAAGACUGUGAGGCCGGGCUUUUGGUGGAGCUGGUUUUGAAACUGAGGCCUCAGGUUUUCAGUCCUGGGGAUUACAUCUGCCGGAAAGGGGACAUUGGAAAAGAGAUGUACAUUAUUAAGGAGGGGAAACUGGCCGUGGUAGCUGAUGAUGGGGUCACCCAGUACGCUCUCUUGACAGCCGGAAGCUGCUUUGGCGAGAUCAGCAUCCUCAACAUUGAGGGCAGCAAGAUGGGCAACAGGAGGACUGCCAAUAUCCGGAGCAUCGGCUACUCUGAUCUCUUCUGCCUCUCUAAGGAUGAUCUGAUGGAGGCACUCACUGAGUAUCCAGAUGCUAAGAAGGUGCUGGAGGAGAGGGGCAGGGAGAUCCUGGUAAAAGAAGGAUUGCUGGAUGUGUCAGCUGGGAAAGGGGUGGUGGGGGAGGUGGAGGUGGAGGAGAAGAUAGAGAGGCUGGAGUCCUCCUUGGACAACCUACAAACACGCUUUGCCCGGCUGAUGACAGAGUACAACUCCACCCAGCUUAAGCUGAAGCAGAGGAUCACCUUUCUUGAGAGGAGGGUCAAGUACAUGGGCAGUGGGUACAUCUCUGAUGGGAUGGACAGUACUAAUGACACUGAUGGAACCUGCAGUGAGGGAAUGCAGUGACCCUCUCUCCUGACCAAUUAACUUUAUCAAAUGCUUUUAUUGAUUACUUUCAGCUGUAGGCUGAGACUGUUGGAAGGUCUGCUAUCUUAUGUAACCUGCACAAGAGUUAAUCACUAUAUAAACAAUGCAAAAAGUACAUGUGAAAUACUAGGUCAGUAGAAUCCCAGAGCACAUAAGGAAUGGAAGAUGAUCAUAAUAACAACAUGUUUCUAACUCUGAAACUGAUACUAUUUUCAAUGAUUUUAUGUAUGUGUACUGUAUUAAUAUAAGGUCUACAUCUUUAAUAUGAUAAAUAAGUUACAAACAAAAAAUAAGACAGAAGAGCUGUUUAACUUAUAAAAUUCACAGUGUUGGAUGUCUUUUACAGUAGCCUUGGUUAAGCUUUAAGUGGUGUGCUUGGUUGAACAGUCAGUGUGUUGUUCUUAACUUUGAGGCUCAACUGUAUUAAAGACUAUUUUGUUAUAAUAGACCAUCAACCUCACCUUCAGCCCAGAACUAAUCAAACUACUCAUAAAGGCUGGCAAUUCCUCAGUGUAGGAUAUUUUUGGUUAGAUAUUAGGUCAGAUUUUUUUUUAUAAAUCAGAGUUCAUCAUUUGGGAUUUCAAAUACUAGUGUAUCAUAGUUUUUCUCCACUUCAUACUCAACUGUAAUUUAAAUUAUCGUAAAUUACCUUACCUAAAGGUCACUUUAACCAUGGUGAUCUUUAGACAGACACGGCAACUUACAUAACUUACAUUGUUUAAACAUGUAUACUUGAGCCUUACUCUCGCGUUUGAAUUACAGCCCUGUAUCAUAUGAUAGGUAUGACCAUCUAAGAUCUGAAUAAUUAAUACUGUAUAAAAUGUAGCUUGUUUUUUUUGUUCACUUUUUAAUUUCUGCAUUUUGCAACCAUUUCUAUUCAACUAUAUUAGUAACAUCAAUGUUCAUUUGGUUCAGUAAAGGGCUGGCAACUAAAUUAGACCUCUUGUAGUUUCCAAAAAAUCUCUGCAAGAGGCAAAAAAGGGAAACUAGUUAGCAACAUGAAAAUAUUAAUAUCAGGGUAGAAUAGUUCAAAAUAUAUCAAAUAUUCGCCCAUAAAUCUGUUCUCAAGGUUACUGUGAAAAAUACUGUACAGAGGAACAAAUGUUCCCAUGGCAUGUCUGCAGUGUGUAUAACUGCAUCACAAACAUUUUCAAGUACUGCAUGUCUUUCCUAGUAGAGCACUGGAUUAUUCAUUUGAGUGAAAACUUAUUUGGCAGAUUUAAAUACUUCAAUUAUUUUUACAUUAUGUAAAUUGAGUUAUUCUUCGUUAUUCUUGACAACUUUAUUUUGUUGGAAUAUAUUUAAAUAAAAAAUAUGCUCCUAUUUUAA
Molecule: messenger RNA, 4342 nt
Organism: Polyodon spathula (Mississippi paddlefish)
Lineage: Eukaryota; Metazoa; Chordata; Actinopteri; Acipenseriformes; Polyodontidae
Product: cyclic nucleotide-gated olfactory channel-like
Exons: 7
Coding region: 965-2992 (675 amino acids)
Biological process (GO): monoatomic cation transmembrane transport
Cellular component (GO): plasma membrane; intracellular cyclic nucleotide activated cation channel complex
Molecular function (GO): intracellularly cGMP-activated cation channel activity; protein-containing complex binding; intracellularly cAMP-activated cation channel activity
Source: RefSeq, a predicted model, not a curated record